Chenopodium quinoa (quinoa) is the source of this 658-nucleotide messenger RNA. RefSeq lists its product as uncharacterized. NCBI's taxonomy places the organism in Eukaryota, Viridiplantae, Streptophyta, Magnoliopsida, Caryophyllales, Amaranthaceae. The record is from RefSeq and is a predicted model, not a curated record. The transcript has a single exon. The coding region runs from base 314 to 496 and encodes 60 amino acids.
UAGUGAUUGUCAUUGGGCGUGACAAUUUCAGAAGUGAAACAAGAAACAAGUAGGAAGGGGCGGGGGGCGUGUGAAGGAGUCUUGGCGGAGGGGUUAUUUCAUCACCAUUCAGCAAUCAGCAGCAGCAGGAAGAGAGACAAGUAAAUAAAUUCCUGUUGCUUGGGUGAGGGGUCAUUGCUUCUACGAGUAUUACCUAAACCCAAUCCCAAUUUCACAUCUUCCUCAAUUCUAAUUUUUGUUUCUGAAAUUGAAAUCCCCAAUUUUUAUAAACCCUAAAAUCAAAUUUAAAAAUUAGACGCAGACGAAGAUAUAGAUGGCUGGUAUUAUAAGAUCAAGCUUGUCAUUCAUAGUGGGAACAGUAUUCGGUGUUUAUGUGGCUCAAAAUUACAACGUCCCCAACAUGAGGAAGCUUGCUGAUACUGGUAUGGCCAUGUUCAACCACCUCGAGCAAACCUAUCGCAAACCCAAGAAGCGUGGGGAGGAGGACGAUCACUAAUUUACCUGUAUUUCUUCUUCCCUUUUUCUUUAUUUUUAUUUCAAUGUAUACUGCUGGACAUCAUUUAUGGUUUUUUCCUUUGAUUUAUUAUAUCAACUACCAGCUUUUGAUUUAUCUUUCUGGAUUUUCAAGAUUAUCUAUUAUUUUGGCUUUAAAUCUUAA